Rhizophagus irregularis DAOM 181602=DAOM 197198 is the source of this 6553-nucleotide messenger RNA. The record is from RefSeq and is a predicted model, not a curated record. NCBI's taxonomy places the organism in Eukaryota, Fungi, Glomeromycota, Glomeromycetes, Glomerales, Glomeraceae.
UUUAUUGUUUGAAAUUUUCGCAACGCAUCAUGCAAAAUUGUGAUUCUGGACAAGUUUCUAACGAUUCUAAUGGGGUUCAGGAGGACACGAAUGACUUGACGACACCUUCACAAGCUAAUUACAAUGAAGGUUCAAGCGACUUAGCUAAUCGUAUUAAUGGAUUGUAUCGAUUGUUGGAUUUAUGUUAUGAUGAUGGUUCAAGCGGCAUUGUGGACAAGAUAAUUAUUUCCAAGGAAUAUUUAGGGAAACUAUGCAAUGAUAUGGUCCCAUCAAGUUUCAAGUCUAUUUCUGAAAUUAAUUACUCGAAAUUAAAUUCAAUCCCAUUUCGUCUUAUUGGAUGUUAUGGAAACCGCAUUUUGAUUGCAAAGUUCUUGUUGAAUAAAAAUAUAAUUGAUCAACAAUUGUAUGAAUUGCUCACAACUUCCGUCUCAAUUAAUGAUACAAACAAACCUUCGUUACUUCCAGGAAUUUACUUUUUAAAAGUGAAUUCUAAUUUUGGUUUAAUUAUUCAUUGGCCUGAAAUUGGAUGCUAUGAAAAUGAUUUAGAUGCUUCUUCCCAGAUUAAAAGGAAUAUGGUUAAUUUACAUAGAUAUUUAACAAAACUCCCCGAUCAUCAGAUCUGUUUAAUGAGCGAUGAAGAUUUGGAAGGCUUAAACUUAGAGAAUUCUGGUACUAACGUAGGCGAUGAUUCAGAUGAUGAUUAUGAAGUAAAAAAAAGUCAAGAAGAAAGGGAAGAUUUUAAUAUUGAUAACGGCUUUAAGGUGAAGUUGUCAAAUAGAAUUAAGAACGAAAUUAAUAAUCAAAAUGAAGAUGAUAUCCCGUUAUAUCCAAUAGAAUUGUUUGUUAAACACGGAUUAGGAAUGGAAAAAUUAUUAACUCCACUGUAUGACGCAAUUUCUGAAGCAAAAGAUCAAAAUGAAAAAAGAAAGGAUCAAGAAAUUAACACUAUCUCUGAAGAUAUCAAAAUCAUUCAAAAAAUGGCAUCAAUAAAACUACGUGAUUUUGAACGUUAUUUCGGCAAAUAUAUUAAGCAGGAUAAUCAGGAUAACUGUCCAUCACAAACGAGCAUGAGCGAUACGGACCUCGAAAGAAUUCGAACAAGGUAUCCUGGAAUAGAGGAUCAAAUUAAAAAAACGAUUAAAAUUGACUCAAGAAAUUGGGAAAAAAUGAAAACAAAAUAUAAUUUAUCAUGUAUCGUUAUUAAUAAAAUAUUGGAAAAAACCAAUGAAUCAGAAGAAAACUAUGAAACAGGUGAAACGAAAAAAUUCGCAAUAGAAACCUUUUACAAUAUGCUCACUGAUAUUGAAUCUGACUUAAACAAAUUGCUUGAAAAAUAUACACAACAAUCAAAAGUCAGGAGAAUUUUAAAUAAUGUUUUUAAAACUUCGAAUAUUAAAAAGGCAGAACAAAUGACCAGUAAAGAGUCAGAUGAAGAAUUUAUUAAAAAACUCUUCGAAUUUGAAUUAUUUGAAAAAAAGAUUAUAAAUGUUUCUAUUGAGGAAUAUCAUAAAUGGAAAAAUGAAGAUUUUCCUAAUAAUCUUAAAAAAAUUUUGCCGAGUACUCAAAAUAACAAACAACUAGAUAAAUUAAAGCGAGAAUAUGAAGAAGAAAAGAAAAUAAUUGAGAAAAAUAUGUUUGGACAAAUAUGUAAUGAAAUAGAAAAAAAAUAUAAAGAUGGCGGGAGAUUCCAUGCGAUUAUAUGUAUUAAAUGUAAAAAAAAAAUAUCUCAAUUUGAUAAAGAUAAAUUUCUUCUUAUGCUUUACAAUAAAGAUACAAAAAGAAUUGAAAUAUUCUUUAAUACUGCAAGACAAUUAGCACAAAAUUUUAAAUCGCAUUCGACUAUUAAACCAUUUAAAUCAUUCUAUACAGAUGAAAAUUUUAUUAUUGCAGUUAAUGAGCCAAAAGGGCUUCUCGCAAUAUAUAAUACAGAAGAAGUUAAGCUUGAUGUAUUUUCUUUUACCGAUAAUCGAUCAAGGUUAUAUGGACGUUAUGCAAAUAUUCAAUUAUUGCAAUGGUAUAGUAAUAUACCGAGCAUUAAAUAUUUUCUGUUCAUCAAAGACACUGAGGAACUUUGCUUUGUCGAGAAUUGUGGACGAGCACGUAUUUUUAAUCUCGUGAAUUCACAAUUCCGAGUAACAGAUUGUAAAUUUCCGUCUAAUUUAGUAAACGUUUUAAGUUCCCCAGAUGGUUCUUGUAUUGUGACAUUUACGAAAGAAAUAUUGGAUGAUAAACCUGAUAAAGCUGAUUCAAUUAUUUCUACCGAUGAUAAAAAACAACGUGAUUAUAAUAAUGAUAUUAAAGAAAUAAAUCGUGUUUACGUUUAUUUUUCCGAAAACUUUGGAGGCAAAGUUAAUAAAGUUAUUGAUUUACCAUUAAAUUUUAAAUUCUUAGAAUUUCUUCAAAUUUCCUGUAUCAAUAACCGACAGACUCAUUUGAUCUCACUCGAUUUAAAUAAUGGAUGUUUUAAUUCUUUAUUACUCAAAAUUACUCUUCAAAAGGCGAAAUUUCGUUUCCAAAAAUGCAUGCGAAAUCAUUCACUUGCGCUUCAGAGAACAAAAUCAAAUGAUCUUAUCAAUGCUUAUAAUUUAAUGUUUGAAAAAUAUCCAAUUGAUAGCUGUAUCUAUCUUGAACAAAGUCGCCCCCUUAGUCUAAAAGUAGUUCUUGAUGUUGAUAAAAAUAACAACAUUAAAAAAUAUGGCGAGAAAUUUAAAAAAUAUGUUACUAAAAUAUUUGAUGAUUUAAAGCAUUCUACAAAGAAACCUGCAAAUAUAUUAAAAGAAUUUUCUACAUCGGUCAUUACUUUUCAAGAACUUGAUAUUGCAAAUGUGAAAUUUCAGAAGGACUUUUCAUCAGAAUAUCAAUUGGGAGAGUGGAUUAUUCAACUUUGUUGUCUAAUUCCUAUACAAAUUGCUGUAGCAAGAAACAACUUAUUUCAGCCACUCAAGGAUGGAUUAUCUUCGGAUAUUGAACUUGGAGAUGAUCGUCGUCAUGUAGAAAUUAUAUCAAAAAACAUAUCUUUUGGAUGGUAUGAGGGAAUAUUCAAGCAUUUUAGUAGUAAAAAAGUAAAAAUUAUUUCAAGCAUGGGUGAACAAUCAUGUGGAAAAUCAUUUAUGUUAAACCAUCUUGUUGGAACUACAUUUGAUGGGUCAGCAAUGCGUUGUACUGAAGGCGUAUGGAUGUCAUUAGUUAAUACAAAAGAAUGUAUUUAUGUCGCGCUCGACUUUGAAGGAUUAAGAUCUCUUGAAAGAACUCCACAAGAAGAUAUGUUUCUAACACUCUUUAAUACAGUUGUCUCAAAUCUUAUUCUUUAUAAAAAGAAUCAAUACACCAUAAAUAGAGAUGCAUCAAAAAUGUUUCAAAAAUUUCAAGAUGGCGUAAAGUUAUUUGAGUCGGAUCCAAAGGCAAGACUCUGUAUUAUCAUUAAAGACGUGCCUGAAACAGAUAAGAAUGGUAUUACUAAAGAGUUUCAAUUAAAAUUGGAUAAAUUAGUUGCAGAGGAAGGAGGAGAUAAUUUUAUUACAAAAAUGUAUGGAGGUGGAUUAAGUAUUAUAGCUUGGCCUGUUUUUCAUGACGUAGCAUGGUUUAAAAAGCUAUCAAAAAUUAAAAUAAAGCUAGAUGAACAGGAAACAAAAUAUGAAAAUGCUAAAACUUUCUUGCAAAAUACGAAAGUAAUCAUGGCUAAAUUGAAGAUAUGUGAUUGGAGUUCGUUAAACGAAAACCUCAUACAUAUCCGUGUUGCAACGUUAAAAAGAUUGCUUCCAAUCGCUGUAUCUUAUGGUAUAGAGCAAAAGGAUCCCAUUAUUGAACCUCUUGUGAAUCAUGAUUCCGAAGAACCAAUUGAUGGUCCAAUAGAUUUCUUGAACGAUGGAAAACCAAUUAAAUUAUUUCCAGAUGAUGAUGAUCAUGAUGAUGAAUUUUUCAUCCAGCUUUCUGAAUAUUUAAGAAACCACUUCGAGAAAACCACACAACCACGAAAAGAGUCAUCGGAUGAUAAUGAAUGGUUUUCUAACUUUGAUAGAUUCUUAAAAGAUAUUAUUGGGCAUCGAACUUCACGUGUUAAAAAUUGGUAUUUGGAAAAUACUGCCAGAUUUCCACAAGAUAAUAGUGACAUAACUGAUGGAAGGUACGCAUUGGAUCAAAAAAUAGGUGAACUUACACGUCUAUGGACUUUGUGUGGAUUAACAUGUUAUCAAUGUGGUUUGAAAUGUGUGAAAAAUUGUGGUUACAAUGAAAAUCAUGAUCACAAAGAAAAUCAUGACUGUUUAACCGAUCAUAAGUGCCAUUUUCCUUGUCACUUUACCGAAGCCCACAACGACAAUCCAACCCCAGAAUGUAGACACAAAGCUGGACAUAAAGGAAAACAUGCUUGUGCUAAAAUGAUUCAUUUGUGUGGUAAAGCAUGUUUCCUUAUUGACAAGCUUAAUUGUCAAAAAGUUUGUUCUAAGGAAAUUGGACAUGAUGAUGGCGAACAUUUAUGUCAAUCAAAACGUAAUCAUUAUUGUGGAAAAGAUUGUUCAUUAUCAAUACACAACACAAAAGGAGAUUAUCGUUGCCCAAAUAAAUGUAUUAUAUCAUGUGAAGAAGAACAUGAUUUUCAUCAUUGUGAAAAUAAAAUUUGUCCAAUUCAAUGUCCAAUUCCAGAUUGCAAGGAAAGAUGUCAAAGUGAUGAUCACUUUCAUGCUUUUUCUGGUUCACAGCAGGUUAAUCAUUUUUGUGGGAAAGAGCAUCAAUGUCGUAAAUUAUGCGAAGAAGAUGGUAUAUGUAACGUGUUGACUGAACCUAAAAAGCAAGAAGAAACUUAUAGGGGUAGAGUCGAAGGAACUGUUAUUACAUAUACAAAGUAUAUUCAAGUAAGUGAUAAAUUAAAAUGCAAUAAAAAGAUUCCUCCGAAUGAAUUUGAGCAUACUGGAAAACAUACGCAUAAAGAAGAGGGAGUAUUUCAUUAUUGUGAUAAACAAUGUCCGUUCUGCGAAUAUUUUUGUACGUUACCUUAUGGACAUCAGCAACAAAUUCAUGACACAAAACAUGGUAAUAUGACACAAACUGAAUUCACAGGAGAAGAUGAUGAAUUUGUAUAUGCAGGGCACAAUUUAAGAGUUGGUGAUCAAGGAACAUUUGUUCUUUGCAAUUGUUUUUGUAAAGAUUUAGGCAGACAUCGCCAUAUUGAUUAUUGCCAAAAUGAAGAAAAUUGCAGACUUGGAAAUCAGAGCCGGGAUAUGCAACACAUCAAUGUGAAAGUUUCGCCUAAUCCUGAUAAGCCAAAAGAUUUUAUUUCUCACAAACUUUUCUGGGAGCGAACAGGCUUCAAAGAUCCUUAUACUGUUCAAGAACAACAAGAAUUUGCAAAAUGUGAUCAUGAAUGUCCCGAUGAAAAACAUCUUAAAUCCGGAUCUACAAGUGUUCCUCCAACUAAAUCAUUUUGUGAAUUACAACUUUUCCAUGCUCAACUUUGUCCAGAAUCAAAACCUCCAAACGAUUAUGGAUAUAUAUCUUCAGAUGGACAUCAUUUUAAUUGUGAAAAACUAAAUACUGCUUUUCACAUUGUCUUUGUUUUGGAUUAUUCAAUUUCUAUGAGUGAGCAAGAUAUAAAACCGAUUCAAGACUUUCCAAUUUAUGAUGACUUAACAAAGAAGCAUAAUAAUAGGAUUGGCGCAGUUUAUCAAGCGGUGUACUUAUUUAUGAAUACACGUAAAAAUUCCGCUAAAAUAACUCCUGAUAGCAUUUCAUUAAUCUUGUUCAACCAUAAGACUAUAGUCCCAUUUGAAUAUCGAGAUUUAACAAAUCUUUCAGAUGUGUUAAAUUCAAUGCUUAAAUACGAAGCUGGUGGUUUAACAGACUUUGAUAGUGCAAUUCAGAAAGCUGGAAUUUUGAUUGAAACUCACUUUGAUCCUACAAAGGUAAAUGUCAUUAUAUUCUUAUCUGAUGGAGAAUGCAAAACUCCAACAAAUCAACUUAAUGAUAUUUGUAAACAAAAUAAAGAAAACGGUUCUCCGUUAUACCUGUAUACGGUAUUAUUUGGUAGUGAUCGCACAAUCUUAUCAUCCACAGAAUUCAUCAUCCAAAACUCUACGAUGUCAAUUUACUAGUACUGCUGAUGCGGGUAAAUUAGUGAAUCAUUUUAAUUACGUAGCAGAAAGUUUAAGAAAACAUAAACCAGCUUUAUUGAAGAAAAUAUAAUAAGUAUAAUAGGGGAUAAAUCAAGUUAAAAUUUUCAAUUCUUAUUGUUUUUGAGAUUUCUUUUUAAAUUUUGUAUGAGUCAAAUGAACAUUAUUUAGUAAAAUCUUUGGCAGGAGUUUAUGACGUAUAUUUCAAGAUUUAUAAAGUGCGAUUAGGAGAUAAUUAGCAAAAUUAUAUACGCCAUAUAUAUGGCGUAAUGUUGUAAUGCCAUAAUUUUUCAUGCCGAUUAUUGAAUGCUGUAAUCGUAAAAACAUGUAUCAAUUGUAUCAUGUAUCAUAAUUAAUUAAAAACGUCACCCGCCACUUAAAAACAUUAUUAUGUUAUAUCUAUUUUUUGUAAUAAUAAAAGUGAUGAAAAGCAAUCUAAUCAUAAUCAU